This is a messenger RNA of Lagopus muta (rock ptarmigan), 4080 nucleotides long. It is a transcript of the gene TMEM125, whose product is annotated as transmembrane protein 125. The transcript is spliced from 3 exons. The record is from RefSeq and is a predicted model, not a curated record. NCBI's taxonomy places the organism in Eukaryota, Metazoa, Chordata, Aves, Galliformes, Phasianidae. The coding region runs from base 842 to 1504 and encodes 220 amino acids.
UCUUCCUCACUUGCCUCUUGGAGCUUCUCCCCAUCCCUUUGCUUGCAGCUGGGAGGAAAUGAGCCCCUUUGCAGGAGCAGGGCACUGCAGAACGGUGCUCGGGGAGGCGGGAGGAAGGAGCUGUGCCUCUGGAGGCUGGCCAGGCCAGCAGCAGGUUUGCUGAGCCACCUCCCUGCUGGGGAAUGCACCUGCUGGGCCAGGAGUGAGGGCUCACAGCCUGUCGCAGGUGCUGACGCUGGCGCCACACCAGGAAGGGACAGGCAGGAGCACCUGUGUCUUGGCAGGUGCCAGAGGAAGGGAAGGGAUUUUCCCCUGGAGGUCCCUUUGCUAGCUUGAUCCAGCAGAAGAAAAGCUUGAAAACAUCAGUGCUGCCAAGCAGGAGAGAGGAGCGGUGCGGGCAACAUGUCAGCUGCAGAGAAGUUUGCCAGACUUCUUCCAUCUCUGUGAUGCUCAUGUCAUCCACACAGCUGAAGCAAACACUCCCCAAAGCUGGAAGCACUGCAGGAGCCAGUCCCACCGCCAGGCUUCCCUGAAUGCUGUGGAUGAAGCAUGCAGUAAAGGAAGGACGCAGCUUUGGACAUUCCUGCAUGGUGCUGUUCUAGGAAUGCUCCAUCAUAUCCUGCAACGCUGCUCAGAUUGUGGGCUCAGCCCCAUCACAUGGACUGUAGCUCUCCAGGUGGCUCUGCCAUGGAAGGGUGUGCCACCAGGCUCUAAGGAACAAGACAGAGGCAUCCCCACUUGAGAAAUGCAGCUGCCUUUGCAAGGACCACUGCUCUGACCUUCCCUCUGCUGCGAGGGUCCGCAUUCCUCUGUGCCACCACCUCCACACCAGCUGCCUGCCAUGCCGGAGCUGGCAGACCUGAGCUCCCCCCGCACGCCCGCGGAUGCUGACCACAUCCAGAGGAACAUCCUGGAGGAGCAUGUGGAGCUCUGGUGGUUCCAGGACCCCAAGAAGUCUAUCCUGUGCUAUGGGAUGGCUGUGGUACUGAUCUUGGCUUGUGGGAUCGGGGGAAUCAUCCUGCUGUACAGCACGAGCAGCCGCUCUGGGGAAUGGCGGCUGGCAGUGGGCACCACGCUGUGCCUCCUGGCCCUGCUGGUUCUGCUGAAGCAGCUGCUGAGCUCAGCAAUACAGGACAUGAACUGCAUCCGCAGCCGGCAUCAGAUAGAGCUCCUGAAGAGCGGGGGCUUCUCAGACUGCCUGGUGUUGCUGCUUAGUGCCCUGGUGCUGCUGGUCUGUGGGGUGGUGCUCACCAUCCUCUCCACCACCACCAUGCAGCUCAGCCCGGCACGACCACUGGCCAGUAUGUUCACCAGCGGGGUCAUCCUGCUGGCUGCCGGCAGCACUCUGCUGCUCUGCCUGCUGCUCUACUUGCUCUGCACCUCCUGCUGCCAGGCUGCUCCCCGUGGCUUGGAGACCGGCGAGAUCCGAGUCUUCACCAUCUCUGGCCGCCUCGCUGCCAACAGGCGGCUUCCUCCCACCUCCAGCAUGGCCAACCUGAUCUGACCUGUGGCUGCUGCAUCUGCACUGCGACAGCCCUGUGUGAGGCUCACUGGAUACAGCCCUCAGCAGUCCUUGCGCCAGCCUUUCCCAAAGGAAGGGCAGGAGUCAUGCCUCAUGUUUUCUUUCAAGACGGCUGGCAUUUGCUGAACCUCAGGCUCACAGUAUGGUAGGGACCUUGGGUUGUCUCAACAGGUCUGGAGACCUGAUCUGGAGCUUUAUUUGCCUUUUAUCUCAGCACAUCCUCCUGCGGUAGCUGCUGCUCUGGUGACCACGUCCGCUGUCACAGAGCCAAGGUGAGCCCAUCCCACACCUCGGGGACCCCAGAGCCUGGUUCCUGCAAUUCCCUGGGUCGUGCUUCUCCUGGCAGAAGGGGUUAAAUUUUCUAUAAUAAGAAGUGCUAUAAUCCCAACCCAGCUCCUAAGAAAUCUCCUGUGGGGGGAUUUGUGGGAGAUUCUGUGUCUGAAAUGCCCUUUGUUUUUGUGAUGCCAACGUCUUUCCCGAUACCACUUUGCUGCAGCCUCACCAUUGUCUGAGCCUUAUCAGAGGGAUGACUCUGACUUAUCAGAGGGUGUUGGUGUAGGGGCCGUGGUGGACUGUCAGCUUUGUACACUGUGUGUUGGGAGGCUCAGUGAUUGCACCAGUGCACUGCAGCCCUGCAAGUUAAGGACAGAGAGGUGCCAUUGCUGGGGUUGUGCUGCUGGGAUUCCCAAAGACCAGAACUGGGGUUUUUUCAACACCAGGUCCCCCAGCACAGACCUGAUGGGAGUUGGCAUGGCAGCUGUGCUGUGCAGCAGUGCUGCCAUUCUGUCCCUUACCCAGAGCUCUGGUGCUGUGCCUCUAUGAGGUACCUACCACUGAGUGCCUUUCCUAGAGGCAGGCUUACAGCUCACCCUCAGAAACCUCAGAAACCUUCCCUGUGAAUUGAGGACAAUUUACCUCUCAACAUUUUCAUUCCCUCCCUGGGCCCACAAACCAUUUCACUGCUCCUGCACUUUCCAUAGGCACCGAUCCUAACCUUCAUAGCCAUGCUGUUCCACUGCAAACUUUCUUUCUCUGCAUCUUCCUAUGUGAUCUCAUCUCUCCCAGAUCUGUGCUGCUCUGCUCCAACCACUAUUUUUGCCCAUUAUUUUCCAAGUUACCCGUGAGAAUUUGGAUCUCUAACAGAACAAGACUGAACUAUUCUUUUGUGUGUGUGUCUGGUAGCAAAUUUACGUUGAAGAGGACAAUAGCUCAUUCCCUUAGGAAUACCAUAUGUCACUGCCCGUGGUACACCUGGGGCAUCUGUGAGCCCCACCAGGUUCAGCUGGACAAGCUCCAGAGCUUACCAUUCCUGAUGCACACAGAUCACAAGGGCACGUCUUUAUUCAUCUGGUCCUGCCCUGCUCCUACUGACUUUCCCUCCCCCAGAAGCUUUGGAUUAUUUUCCCCAGAAUAUGGGAACACUGUGAUGGUUUUUCUCUUCUGGAUCUGUUAUUUCUGUAUUUUCUUCCGUCACUUUCAUAUCGUCUGUAGAUCUUAUUAAACCGCUGUUUCCUUCUCUCUGGAUCACUUCCCUUAAUCUGCCCAAAAAUUAAGAGGGUGUCAAUAAGCUCAGGUCUUUCUGUGCUAAAUGCUCUGCAUUUGUGCAGAAGAGAGCAGUCCUUCGCCAUAGAGCUGCUCGUCCCAAGGAUGCUGUGUGCAAUAUUGGGGGAAAGGCUGCAGCUGGUCAGAAGUUUUAUAUAACCCACAGCUGCUGCUCUGCACAUCUGUGUGGGUGCACAUGCGGUUACACCAAGAUGCACCACUUCUGCCCACCUUUGCAAUUGCUUCCAGCUUUCCCAACCUGCACACCCGCUGUUUUGCACAUCUGGGCACCUCUGGCAGAUGCAUGCCUGUGCCCAGCUCGCAGCUCCGUGCUGCCUGCCUGCCAAUGUGAAUCCUUCCAUUCAAAGCCCCUUCAGAAUGUGCACACGUGAACUCUGCCAGGAAAAGAUGCUUGGUGACCAAAUCCCUGCCCAAGGAAGAAAUGUGUGAGAACGGGCUGCCUCUGAGCAGGGAGGUUAGGGUGCCUGGCUGCCCUGAUGGAGUGGCUGCACUGACUCACCUCCUGCAGAAGCAUUACUGUUUUGUUCCUUUCUCAUUUCCUGUGUUGUGCAUGGAAAUACAUAAUAAAGUGUUGCAGAAUUUGGCUGUGCCAAAAGAUGGUGCUUCACUGUGGCCUUUCUUCCAAACAGGAGAUCUCAGGGCUGUGCAGAGCUGACCUCUUCUCAGAGCAGGAAUCACAAUAGCUGCAGUUUCAGCUCCUCUGCCCUCAUGGCAAAGUCCCCACACACCAAACUGCAUGUACUUAUCUCCUGGUACAUGAUUCCAUCCUCCUGAUGCUCGUGCAUCUCCCUCUGCUUUAGGACCUAGCCACAACUGGUCCCCCUUAGACUUUAUGAACUUAAGAUCUUACUGCCAUGCCUCUAUAAGGAGCUACAGGGAAGCACACAAAGCCACCCGGUUGUAACAGUGCCAAUCUCUUUGUUGACAGAGUAGCUGCUUUACCUGCGGUGGGGCUGAGCCCUGAGCCAGGUGGUAGCUGCUGCCUCCAGCGAGCC